AUGGAUUAAUUUUUUCGUUAUUCUAACAAUUUAAAGCAGAAUGUCAAUAUAAUAGAAUCAAUCUCUUCACUUUCAGAAUUUGCAAUUUUAGGUGAUUAAAAGGAAUCAGAUUUAUUUGAGUAAUUUUAUGAAAUCAAUAAAAUUAGCUUAUUUAUCGAAGAAAAAAUUGUCGAAGAGUUUCUAAGAAUAUUGAAAUCAACAAAGGAUACAAAUAUAGUAAAUGCUAUCUUACAUUAAAUUUCAAUGCUUAUGUAUUAAUAUUAUAGAAUUAAUAGAACAAACAUUAAUUAAAAUAUUGUUGUCUUACUGUCUUUACCUUAAUUAAACGAAUUUAUAAUCUACAAUUAUGAUCUCAGCAAUGAAGAAACUUAGGAUUACUAUAUUAAUUUUAUUAAAAUUCUAUCAAAUAAGGUAAAAAGAGAAAAUAUUAAUUUAUUCUUUAAUUAAGUAAGUAUUCAUAAUAGUUUUAUUAGAAAUAUGCAUAAUUUCCACUUUUAUUAUAUUCCUAGAAUUUUUAUAAUGCCAAGGAUAAUUUAACUAGAACAUAUACGAGACAUAUAUUAUUUUCAAUUCUUUAGAUUGUAUAAGAUAGUUCAAAUGAAUAAAUAAUUUUGAAAUACCUAUAAUCUUAUCCAUUUUUGUAAGUAUUGACAAAUCAUAUAUCCUUUAUGAAUGAAUUAUUAUUUAAAUGGAGUAAAAAUCAAGAUUACUUUAAUGAAGAGUUAAAGAACAUGUAUUAUUUUUUUAAAGACUUAUAUAAUAUAGCACCAUAUCUAAUUGAUGUAAUUAUUUACUUAUUUUAAGGCAUUAGAUAAUUUAUUUUUCAAAAUAAUAAUAUAGCCUAUUUAUUAAACACUUUAGUAGAAAGAUGAAACGAUUAUAAAAUAAAGUAGUCUGAUAUUAUCAAGCUUUUUUAAUGCUGAAGUUUUAUUUAGUAAGAGAUUACUUAUUAGCAUUCUGAUACUCUUAUUUUCACCAGAAAUUCCAAAAUUUCAAUCACUAUAAUUAGAAUUAGAUUAUUUACCAACAAAAGAUCCAGAAUUAGUAAAUUAAUGCAUGAGAUUUUUUUAAAAUUCUCAAUAAGAUCAAGAUGUAAAAGAUGUGGAUACUAUUAGUAGUUUAUUGUAAUCUAUCACUCAAACUAUAUCUUAUGUUUCCCUUAAUUCAAUAUUUACUAAGAAAAUUCCUAAAUAAGAUAUUUAUGAGAUUUUAUUAUCUUUUAAUUACAUAUAAAUGUUAAAUUCAAGUAUUUUAUUUUAGGAAAAUUAAUUAAUUCUUGAUGAAUAAAUUUAUAAUUAGUAAAUUCUAUCUUAUAUUUAAAUAGUCUUAAUGAAGAACAUUUUAACUCAAUUUUAACAGUAUUAGAAACAUUGA
Paramecium sonneborni is the source of this 1374-nucleotide messenger RNA. Lineage: Eukaryota; Ciliophora; Oligohymenophorea; Peniculida; Parameciidae. The record is from the annotation of a GenBank genome assembly.